UUAGGUAAAGUUGAAAGUGAUUUUUCUAGUAGUUCCAUAAAGCAUUGAUAUAGUCCGUUAUACUUCUACACUUUCCCCCAACUAAAUCACUAACCUACCACAUCCAAAAUGGCGACUAACAUCGUGCCUUACAACAUCGCAUUUCCACCUUCAGAAGUAAAUGAAUUGAAGCAGAGAUUGCUCAAUGCAAGGUUCCCGGGGCUCGCUGGGGAAAACAAUUGGGACCGAGGGCCCCCAAUCCGGGACAUCCGGCGUCUAGCUACUCACUGGCGCGAAUCCUUCAACUUCUCCCAGUUCGAAGAGAAAUUGAAUCAACUCAAUAACUAUGAAGCCACGGUCUCUGUAGAUGGAUUCGACCCAUUUCAGCUUCAUUUCAUUCAUCACAAAAGUGCCGCGGCAGAUGCAAUUCCGCUCUUGUUCAUUCAUGGCUGGCCUGGUAGCUUCAUAGAAGUAACCAAAAUACUCCCGCUACUUGCGAAAAGCGAUCCGGCAUUCCAUGUCAUCGCACCCUCGCUGCCUAACUAUGGAUUCUCAGGUUUAACUCCCAAGCCGGGUUUCGGCAUAAAGCAGUAUGCUGAGGCUUGCCUUAAAUUGAUGCAAGGCCUCGGCUAUGAGAAAUUCGCUACGCAAGGAGGAGACUGGGGAAGUAUUAUUUCACGAACAAUGGGAGUUCUGUACCCGGAAUCUGUUCUCGCAUUGCAUCUGAAUCUUGUAAUGGCAUCGGCACCGACCGACGUAGAUCCAGCCGAUGCAGCCCGGGUACAGGAACAACAUAAGAACUGGAUGGAGACUGGAGAUGGCUACUACAAAAUCCAGAGACAGCGACCGAAUACUAUUGGAAUCGCUCUGGCGGAUAGUCCGGUCGGGCUGUUGACUUGGAUAUAUGAUAAGCUGGUGGCAUGGACUGAUGAGUAUCCGUGGACCGAUGAUGAGGUCUGUGAGUGGCUUAGCAUUUACUGGUUCAGUCGAGCCGGUCCCGCUGCUAGUGUUACGAUUUAUCAUGAAGUCUUUCGGGGAGAAUUUAAUUUGGGCGCUGGCAUUUACCCUCCUCGUAACUCUCUCAUAGGCUUUUCGUAUUUUCCGAAGGAAAUCAUGUGUACUCCGAGCUCGUGGAAUAAGCAGCUUGGCGAUGUCGUUUUCGAACGUAAACAUGAACGUGGAGGUCAUUUCGCUGCCUGGGAAAAGCCAGAAGACUUAGUGGGUGAUCUCCGAGACAUGUUUGCUCGGGGUGGAAGGGCAUACGCUGCAUUUCAGGCGAAGCAGGCUUCUGGCCAUAGGCGCGAUGUCAGUCUGUAGAAAUCGUGAACUUGCCGAUCUAUGCGUCGACGCCCGAUAACCUCCUAUUUGAAGGCGAAUUAUGCGGUUUUGCCGUUUUAACCGACAAAGAUGUCGUAGAAACUUGGUUACAACACACG
Molecule: messenger RNA, 1415 nt
Organism: Hypoxylon trugodes
Lineage: Eukaryota; Fungi; Ascomycota; Sordariomycetes; Xylariales; Hypoxylaceae
Product: alpha/beta-hydrolase
Exons: 4
Coding region: 109-1296 (395 amino acids)
Biological process (GO): epoxide metabolic process
Molecular function (GO): epoxide hydrolase activity
Source: RefSeq, a predicted model, not a curated record